Messenger RNA from Clupea harengus (Atlantic herring), 1224 nucleotides. Its product is annotated as claudin-4-like. The record is from RefSeq and is a predicted model, not a curated record. Gene Ontology annotation, cellular component: membrane; bicellular tight junction. Lineage: Eukaryota; Metazoa; Chordata; Actinopteri; Clupeiformes; Clupeidae. Gene Ontology annotation, molecular function: structural molecule activity.
ACCAUGGCCUCACUGGGCAUGCAGAUGCUGGCGAGCUCCCUGGCGCUGCUGGGGUGGGUGGGGGCUCUGCUGACUUGCAUCCUGCCCAUGUGGCGUGUGACGGCCUACAUCGGCACCACCAUCGUCACCUCGCAGACCAUGUGGGAGGGCAUCUGGAUGACGUGCGUGGCGCAGAGCACAGGCCAGAUCAUGUGCAAGCCGUAUGAUUCCACGCUGGCGCUGGGCACAGACCUCCAGGCUGCCCGGGCACUGACGGUCAUCGCCCUGUUGGUGGCCAGCGCGGGGCUCCUGCUCGCUUUUGUGGGGGGCAAGUGCACCCGCUUCCUAGAUGGUGAGGGCAAGAGGACCAAGGCCCGAGUGCUCGUCGCCGCCGGAGGUACGCUGCUCGUUGCCGGGCUCCUGUGCAUCAUCCCAGUGUCGUGGACCGCCGGGGCGGUGGUGAAGGCCUUCUACAGCCCCCACAUCACGGACUCCCAGCGCAGGGAGCUGGGGGGGGCCAUCUACAUUGGGUGGGGGGCGUCCAUCCUGUUCUUCCUAGCGGGGGGGAUGUUCUGCAGCACUGCCUGCUCUCGAGACGCCGCUGAGGACAACACCCCCUCCGUGAAGUAUGUUCUUGUGCGCUCAUCCGUUAACGGCGGCUCCAGGCCCACCUCAGGACCCUCCGUGCGCUCCCAGCCAGAGGGAGGCCAGUGGGGAAAGCCACCGGUCAUGGCCAAGCCCCUAGGCAGCCAAGCACCCUCCACAUGGUCCCACAACAGCCAAGCACCCUCAACCAAGUCCCAGCUGAAGAGGCCUGUGUCAGCCCAGUCGGAGGUGAGCGAGGGGCCGUCCACCAAGUCCCAGCUGAAGAGGGCCGACUCCACGAAGAGCCUGGAGCUCUCCACCAAGUCUGAGCUCAACGAGACAGCUGCAUUCACAGACGAGGCACCACUUACUCCUACAAAGACUUACAUCUGACUGUUUCUGCAAGGCACUGCCACAGUAUAUUCCUGUUAAAAUGAUGUGUCGUUGUACCAGUUAUGCACUUGGACUUUGCACUCUUCUUGUGGGCCAGUCAAGAGUGUAAAUAUAUAUUUAAAAUGAAGCUGUUAAUGUACAUAUGUUUUUUUCCCUCAAUGUUUAAACGUAUGUGUGGUAAAAUGAAGGAAGGCUAAGUGAUGUCAUUCACAAGCCUCUUGUGAGCUCUUCAGUGGUGAUGUGUAAUACGAUCACAAACAGCCCCAC